GACUUCCGGGUAAGUUUCCCGUCCUGGAAUUUCUGAACUUUCUCGGAGUUCCGAUCCGACCAACUUUGUCCCCUCCCCCCACCCCCCGGUCCCCACCCCCUCAACCCCCACCCCCCCCACCACCACCACACCCCCCCCCGGCUGCCGCGACACUCCGCCUGAUCAUUGUCGGUACUGCGGGAACGGCCCGGCGAAUCCUCCGGAGAACUUACUUCAGUUAACAAGGUUCUGGAGAGAUUGCAGAAUCACAGAGUGUUCCCAGGGGAUCUGGAAAUCAGCUCGGAGCCGGACGGGGGUUGGUCUGGGAAUAUGGGGGCAUCAGCAAGCCACCUCUCCAAGGAGAAGCUUUCUGAGUAUCAGGAGCUGACGUUUUUAACAAAGCAAGAUAUCCUGCAUGCUUAUCGACUAUUCAAACAGCUGCUUUCAGAUGAUUUGAUCGACUUCCAAACCACAAGAGUUCCAAAGGAGAGUAUCUGUGAAAUGCCAGAGUUGAAGGCCAAUCCCUUCCGAGAGAGAAUCUGUCUCGUCUUUUCAACUGCACAUGAAAAGGAUGGCAGCAUGUCCUUUGAGGACUUCUUGGACAUGCUCAGUGUGUUCAGUGAUUCUGCGACUCCUGAGAUAAAGUCUCACUACGCUUUUCGAAUUUUUGAUUUUGAUGAUGAUGGGACAUUGGAUAGAGAGGAUCUGAAGAAACUGGUGAACUGUCUGACAGGAGGCACGGCCGACACCCAACUGACGGAGUCGGAAAUGAACCAGCUGAUCAACAACAUUUUGGAAGAAUCCGACAUUGAUAAAGAUGGAACGGUGAACCUCUCAGAAUUUCAGCACGUCAUCUCCAGAUCACCGGACUUUGUCAGCUCCUUUAAGAUUGUCCUGUGAUAUGAUGAUCAUCUGAGAAGAGAAUGAAUACAAAAAAGCUCUUUGUCCUUAUUGAAAAGCUCACAUCUCUGCUGGUUGCUACAGGCCUGACUACCAUUCAUUUCAGUUUCUUGUUGGUGUGAUUCCGGACUAGAAUUUUUCUCAUCUCAUCUGACACAGACUUUCUUACAUUAGUAUUCAAAAUAAUUAUGUUUCAAAGUUGCUACAUUUCAUUUAAAGGAUGUUUUAUAUCUUGUAAUUAUAAAUGACAACACUUUUAAUAUUUUUACUGCACAAUAAAGGUAUUUUCCUUCUUGGCACUCA
Pristis pectinata (smalltooth sawfish) is the source of this 1182-nucleotide messenger RNA. Its product is annotated as calcium and integrin-binding protein 1-like. Bases 310 to 879 code for a protein of 189 amino acids. NCBI's taxonomy places the organism in Eukaryota, Metazoa, Chordata, Chondrichthyes, Rhinopristiformes, Pristidae. Gene Ontology annotation, molecular function: calcium ion binding. The record is from RefSeq and is a predicted model, not a curated record. The transcript is spliced from 8 exons.